AUGGACAGUGUUUCUCGCAUCCACAAACUUGUGGAACUGCUCCACCAGGCACUUCGUUGCCACUACUCUUGGCUUCUGUGGGGUGUUAUUCAUCCCGCCCUGCUCUCUAGCUCUAGCUCUAGCUCUAGCUCUAGCUCUAGCUCUAGCUCUAGCUCUAGCUCUAGCUCUAGCUCUAGCUUUAGCUCUAGCUCUAGCUCUAGCUCUAGCUCUAGCUUUAGCUUUAGCUCUAGCUCUAGCUCUAGCUCUAGCUUUAGCUCUAGCUCUAGCUCUAGCUCUAGCUCUAGCUCUAGCUCUAGCUCUAGCUCUAGCUCUAGCUCUAGCUCUAGCUCUAGCUCUAGCUCUAGCUCUAGCUGUAGCUGUAGCUCUAGCUCUAGCUCUAGCUCUAGCUCUAGCUCUAGCUCUAGCUCUAGCUCUAGCUCUAGCUCUAGCUCUAGCUCUAGCUCUAGCUCUAGCUCUAGCUCUAGCUCUAGCUCUAGCUUUUGCUCUAGCUCUAGCUCUAGCUCUAGCUCUAGCUCUAGCUCUAGCUCUAGCUCUAGCUCUAGCUCUAGCUCUAGCUCUAGCUCUAGCUCUAGCUCUAGCUCUAGCUCUAGCUCUAGCUCUAGCUCUAGCUCUAGCUCUAGCUCUAGCUCUAGCUCUAGCUCUAGCUCUAGCUCUAGCUCUAGCUCUAGCUCUAGCUCUAGCUCUAGCUCUAGCUCUAGCUCUAGCUCUAGCUCUAGCUCUAGCUCUAGCUCUAGCUCUAGCUCUAGCUCUAGCUCUAGCUCUAGCUCUAGCUCUAGCUCUAGCUCUAGCUCUAGCUCUAGCUCUAGCUCUAGCUCUAGCUCUAGCUCUAGCUCUAGCUCUAGCUCUAGCUCUAGCUCUAGCUCUAGCUCUAGCUCUAGCUCUAGCUCUAGCUCUAGCUCUAGCUCUAGCUCUAGCUCUAGCUCUAGCUCUAGCUCUAGCUCUAGCUCUAGCUCUAGCUCUAGCUCUAGCUCUAGCUCUAGCUCUAGCUCUACUAUUCCCAGCAUUCGCACUCUUCCAGUUCCGGAAACUGAUAUGUGUCAUCGUGCACUUCAAGCCUUGAAGAAAAAGCGGUCUGUAAUUGUAAAUGAUCCACUGAGAUCCUUCGAUGAUCAGUGUAACUCCCGUUCCGUCAUCGAUACCAGCACAUUGAUCGUCGGUUCGGUACAAAUUCCUAUUGCGGAAAAUUCAAAAGAAUGUUCGGAGAUGUCACAAUUUGCCAACAUUAUCAUUUCUACAUUCUGA
Topomyia yanbarensis is the source of this 1242-nucleotide messenger RNA. RefSeq lists its product as uncharacterized. Lineage: Eukaryota; Metazoa; Arthropoda; Insecta; Diptera; Culicidae. The transcript is spliced from 3 exons. Bases 1 to 1242 code for a protein of 413 amino acids. The record is from RefSeq and is a predicted model, not a curated record.